GAUUCGGUCGCCAUCUUGAUGUAAAAAAGAGUUGUUCGCUCGCUUGAUGAGUCGUUUGUGUUUAUGUAUAAAUCAGAACUUAUUCCUUCGGGAAUGGAAAUUAUUGCCAGAAUUUGCUUUAAAUUCGAUUUAUCAAUAUCGCAGAUCACUUAAUUAAUAUUCAUCAGCCAAACGUAUUUUCCUGUCUGUUCAAAUAGUAGGGCCUCAAAAUGUUUUACGCACAUUUUGUGCUUGCCAAAAAGGGCCCACUUGCCAGAAUAUGGCUGGCGGCCCACUGGGACAAGAAACUAACCAAAGCUCAUGUAUUUGAAACCAACAUAGAGAAGUCUGUAGAUGGUAUCCUCCAGCCUAAAGUGAAGAUGGCCCUUAGAACCUCUGGUCACCUGCUUCUUGGUGUUGUGAGAAUCUAUUCUAGGAAAGCAAAAUACCUUCUGGCAGAUUGUAAUGAAGCAUUUGUGAAGAUAAAGAUGGCAUUUAGGCCUGGUAUGGUAGAUUUGCCAGAAGAACAUCGAGAGGCAGCUGUGAAUGCUAUUACUUUGCCUGAAGUUUUCCAUGAUUUUGAUACCACAAUACCAGAAUUGAAUGAUGUAGAUAUUGAAGCCCAGUUUAGCCUGAAUCAAUCAAGAGCUGAAGAAAUUACCAUGCGUGAAGACUAUGGCAACAUUUCUUUAGUGAACAAUGAUGAUGGUUUUGGUGAUAUGGGAUUUGACACUGACACUCCAGAUCUGAUGCGCCAUGCUUCAGGACUCACUCCUUCUAUGGAACAGAGCAAUCUGCUGUUCAGCGAACCGGGCUUGGAUCCUGUAGAGUUGGAAAAAGAACCGGAGCCAGUGCCGUCCACGUCGGGCACUCAGCACCACGAGUCGGCCAUGGAGAUCGACUCGUCGGUCAGAGAUGACGGGUUCGGGGCCAACUUGGACAACAACAUGAUAUCGGGCGGGCUGUUCGAGGGCGGACUGUUCGACGACGCCCCCAUGCCGGAAGUGCCCGCCGUCGUCGAGACGGGCAUCCCGGAGCCGGUCGUGCAAGAGCUGCCGCCGGCCGCCGCCUCCGCGUUGGCCCACAGCGACGACGAUUUGGACGACGACUUGGACGACGAUUUGGACAAUUUCGGGGGACCGCCGUCGGUGGGCGGAGACAGUUCCGUCGGUUCGAGACCGCCCUCCGCUGCCCCUCCACCGCUUCCGACGGCUCCGACGCCGACGCCGUCGGUGCACUCGGUGCACCCCGAGCCGGCGUUCGAGCCGCCCCCCUCCGACGAUCCGCUGCCCGCCGUCGACCAGACCACACUGCUGCAGAACGAGGACGAGAGCUUCGCGCUGGCGCCCGUCGACGCCAGCAUGCUAAGAGACGAAUUCUACCUAGGUCUGACAAAGACCAGGAAGAAAAGGAAGUUGAUCGUCGACGAGGUGAAGAACAUCAGCGGCGAGGAGAUGAAGAACCAGCUGAGCGACACCACGGACAUCGUGACCACGCUGGAUCUGGCGCCGCCCACCAAACGGCUGAUGCACUGGAAGGAGACGGGCGGCGUGGAGAAGCUGUUCGCGCUGCCCGCUCGUAUGAUACCCGCCCGGAUUUUGUUCAAGAACUAUCAGAGGCAUCUCACGUUACGUGCAAUAGGAACAGAAGAUUUCGCCAUGUUGGGUGACGCGGAUUCCCUAGCUCUGGACCAGGCGAGAGACCACGAAGAGUCCGCUCAAACGUUGGAACCCUCUACCCCAGCCAGGAGGGGUAGAAAAAGGAAGAACGUCGAAGAACCUAGUCGAACGCCCCUCCACGUCCAAGAGGACACGCCCCUUCAGCCGCACUUGCUGCAAGUGGACGAGCACUCGAUGCACACCCCCUACCCCACCGCGCACACCCCGCUGCCGCCGCAGACGCCGCUUGCGCAGCCGCAGACGCCGCUGAUGCCGCGGCUGACAGGCCACCACCACCAGCAGGAGGAGGAGGAGGAGCACUCGCAAGAAGAUGUGAUGGGGGCGGGAGGGCAUCACCUGUCGCACGGGAUGUUACAACCUCCGACUCCGGGCAUGAUGCAACCGCACACGCCCGGCGGCAUGUUACAUUCGCCCACCGCGGGCCUAUUGCACCAACAAUCCCCUACCCCGGGCAUGUUGCAACAACCUCCUACACCGGGCAUGUUGCAUUCUCCCACCGCAAGCAUGCUGCAGCAUCCCGUCGCAGGCAUGCUUCAGCAUCCUGUCGUCGGCAUGAUGCAACAGCCUCCGACGCCUGCCCUCAUGCAGCCGUCCACGCCGGGCAUGAUGCAGCCGCCCACGCCUGGGAUGAUGCAACCGCCCACGCCGGGCAUGAUGCAGCCGCCCACGCCUGGGAUGAUGUACCCGCACACGCCCGGGUACGCGGCGCCCUCAACGCCGUUGCAUCACAUGGAGGAGAUGCCUCAUCUGGCGCCGGAUCAGGUGCACUCGAUCCUGCAGGAGCACGAACGGCUGUCGGCCGGCGCGGCGUCGUCGCAGACGCCGUCGCACCGCUCGGAAGACCUGCUCGCCCACCACCAGCCCGUUGGCGGCCUCGGCGUCCCCCCGCCGACGCCUCACCACUCCGGCAUCGACGCCCACCUGCCGCUCGAGCCGCUCGAAGACCUGCACGACGAUCUGCCGCCCAUGGAGAACAUGGGCUACGAUCAGAACCAAAUGGCAAAUAUGGGUUAUGAUGAUCAAUUGAGAGGUCACACACCACCAGGAUGCAUGUCUGAAAGGGCACAUUCACCUUGGACAGGAGACUAUGACUACGACCCUGGUCCGACUGAAGAACAACAAGUUGACGAAACAGAUGAGCAGUUUGAAGAAAGGGUGUUGAAUAAAAGGGCAUAUCAAAUGUUUAACGUUGUUAAACAGAAAUUCCAUAAUGUAGAGCAGAUCACUUUAUCUGAAAUGUGUUUGAGGAAUAACAAAAAACAGGCCGCACAGAAAUUCUACAGUUUGCUAGUUCUGAAAAAGUUCCACGUCCUCGAAUUGGAACAAGAAGUAGCUUACGGGGAGGUGACAGUGUUGAAAGGACCAAGGUUCGAAAAUCCCUCUAUGUAAAUUAUCUUGAUAUUCUAUCGAAACUUAUUCGUUCUUUCGUAUUUAUUUCGGGUUCAACUUUUAUAAGAAAUUGUAUAUACACUUUAUUUUUUCAAAUUAGGGAACCAAGUAUCCAUAGCAAGUGUUUUUUACCAAAGUUUCACUCAUAAUUUUUCUUUUAUUUUACAACAAAGUUGUGACUGCGAGGGUCGAUAUGAUGCUAUUGAAAAUUAAAUAUUUUCUUCUAGUAAUACACAGGACGUUUUUCACUCAAAAUCUUUCAUUCUCAAUAACAUCAGCUUGGCUGUCGUAUGAUAUGUUUAUUUAUAGAAAUAAUGUAUUAUUUUUUAUGUUAUACAACUAGAAUUUAUACAACAGGAGCACGAUCAUAUUUUAUUUUCUUGCAUGAAUUUUUAUAAUUAUUUUUUUCAAACGAUAUUUUUCGAUUUCGCGAGCGCUUUUUUGCUUCUUGUAGUGUAUACUGGGUGUCUAUCAAAAUGAGGUAAAUACGUUAACCAUAGAUAUCCUUUCCAGCGUUGAAAGUAAUUAUUGUUCCAUUAUAAAAAUUCUUAGUAACCUAUUUAAUUUGUUGACUAUUUUGUUGACUAACAGGGUGUUGAGAUAUUUGAAUAAUACCAAGACUUUUGUGAUGUAAUUUUUCUCACGGCAUCAAAGUUCGAAAUAUCAAACUGUUUCAAAUUUUCGAGCAGUACUUUGACAGAUGAGUCGCAUCUUUGAAACGAAAAACAACAUGCGUGUGUUAGUGUUCAAUUUGAAUAUAUAAUAUACAGAGUGGCACAGUGUUAUUGAACAUACAGGGAGAUCCGAAAGUCCGUAGCUCCCCCUUCCAGAACUUCCUUAUUUUACAUUGC
Phaedon cochleariae (mustard beetle) is the source of this 3898-nucleotide messenger RNA. The record is from the annotation of a GenBank genome assembly. Lineage: Eukaryota; Metazoa; Arthropoda; Insecta; Coleoptera; Chrysomelidae.